UUUGUGCGGCCGGUGUAAAUGGAUGCUCUGAGGCAGAAACUCUGCAACAGAGUCUAACUCAUUAGCUGGAGCCCCGGACGAGCCGACAGACACACCGGCAGCCGGGAGAGAAGCGCUCGCCCAGAUAGCAGGGACAGAGCGCCGUGUGUGGGGAGAGAGAGGGAGAGGGGGGGUAUAUUCGCAGGACGAUGUUUCGAGGAGAAAAUCGAUGCUGCAAUAAAUAGGUUUCUCUUUAUGUAUGUGAUGCCUCGCAAAUGGUGGAGUACGUUCUUAAAUCUGAUUUUUCUUCCUCUCUGCACCUCCACCGACCCCAGCACACUCCAAUCUCGCUCCCCGGGACAGAACGGAUUACGGUCCAGGCUAUAGUUUAUCGAUUUGUGUUUGCGAGCUCUUGCCUCUUGCACACGCGGAUCUUUAGGUUACAUAACGUAAAUUAUUUAACAUUUUCUAAUCUGAGCCGUACUUCAGAUUUUCCACAGCGCCGAAGAUCUGGGAAGCCCCCUUUCCAUUGGACCACCGCGAGUCACGUGCCCCCUGUCACGUGAACCCUGAGGAAAAAGGGGUGCUUUUUGGUGUAAAUCUGGACUUUAAUUCCGUAAUAUAUCACGGUACCUCGUAAAACCGACACUAAAACGUCCCGGCCUACAAAUCACCCGGCCAAAUUAUGAGUUCAUUGUAUUAUGCGAAUGCUUUAUUCUCCAAAUACCAAGCUGCAAGUUCGGUGUUCCCAGCUGGGGUCUUCCCCGAGCAAACUUCUUGCGCUUUUGCGCCCAGUUCUCAGCGAACCGGCGGCUAUGUCUCGGGCAACGGUGCCACUAGCUUCCCUUCCUCUAUGCCGGGGCUGUACAGCAACGGAGGCAGCGUGCAUCCCCCGAACCAGAGCGUGUAUUCGGCCGGCUACGGCCUCAACACGGGCUCCUUCAACAUGCACUGCUCGCCCUUCGAUCAGAACCUGCCCAUGGUCUGCGCCGGGGAGCCCUCCAAGCAGGCGUGCGGCGGCAAAGCAGAGCACGGAGACGCUGAGCAGCAGAACGAAGCCAACUUCCGGAUCUAUCCCUGGAUGAGAAGCACAGGCACCGACAGGAAGAGGGGCCGGCAGACCUACACCCGCUACCAGACGCUGGAGCUGGAGAAGGAGUUCCACUUCAACAGGUAUCUGACACGGCGGCGGCGCAUCGAGAUCGCGCACGCCCUCUGCCUGACCGAGCGGCAGAUCAAGAUCUGGUUCCAGAACCGCCGCAUGAAGUACAAGAAGGAGAACAAGAGUUCGGGCCAGAGCCCGUCCGCCGAGGACAAGCCCGGGGGAGAGGAGGAGGAGGAGGAAGAGGAGUAAUGAGCAGCUCCGCCGCACCGACCCAGAACUCCGACAAAAAUCAAACAAAAUACCUACAAAAUAAGACUGAGCAUAGAGUGAAUAGGGGGGAAUCGCGGCGUCCCCUUUUUGCAAAACACUGAUUAAUAAAAACACAAAACAAGAAUGAAACAAACAAUACUACCUACUACACGUAAUGUUUUGUACAUUUAGAGACUGAUGUGACACCUACCUAUGAAAUGUAAUUUGAACUCUUCAGUGAGCGUAAUCGUGGAAAAUAAAAUCGGCAUUUUUAUGUUGUUGUUGUGGCUGUUGUUGUUGCUGUUGUUGUUGGUGUUGUGUUAGGAUGUAAACGUCGCCAUUGAUAAGUGUCGUGCCUAUACAAGCAGCCUGACCCCCGAGUCGUUGUCGUUGUGUCGUGUCGGAUUAGCACUGUUUCACCAGACAGAGAAAAGCGAAGCUUUUUUAAAAAUGCGGUAAAGGGAUAGGGUUGCCCCGGUAUAUCCGAUAUAAAAGGAAGUGUACAUACAUGACACAUUCACCUUUUGUGUAUUUGUGUAUAUAUAUGAUUCUUUUUUUUUCUUCUGUAAGCGCUUUCUUUGUCUUUUUUUUUCAUUCAAGAAAAGCCUGUUUUUGCGUGUGUACAUUAUAAAUCCUGUACAGUGGACCACAAGAUGUACUUAUUGAUAUUUUUGUCUGUAUGUUGUGGAGGAAUAAAAAGUUGUGUAAAAAACGCAAA
Lepisosteus oculatus (spotted gar) is the source of this 2051-nucleotide messenger RNA. It is a transcript of the gene hoxb7a, whose product is annotated as homeobox B7a. The record is from RefSeq and is a predicted model, not a curated record. Gene Ontology annotation, biological process: regulation of transcription by RNA polymerase II. Gene Ontology annotation, molecular function: RNA polymerase II transcription regulatory region sequence-specific DNA binding; DNA-binding transcription factor activity, RNA polymerase II-specific. Lineage: Eukaryota; Metazoa; Chordata; Actinopteri; Semionotiformes; Lepisosteidae. Gene Ontology annotation, cellular component: nucleus.